AGGCGACUCGUGCAUAACUACCAACCUACCAACUAGCUGAUUUAGCUAGCUUGCUGCACAUUUUAGACUGUCAACCAUUUUAAAAUAACGAGAGGAGGACCACAUAAACUCUUCAGUCAUCAAAAUCUGAAGGGAACAGAGGCUGGACAUGUCAGUUGACAAAGUACUGCGCCUAAGGGCUCCACUGAUUGUUGCUUUGACUUUGUUGUCCUUUGAAGCAAUCUCCAUCGUUCAUGCCACCAGGAGUUUUGAAGAUAUACGAUGCAAGUGCAUCUGUCCACCAUACAGAAACAUCAGUGGACACAUCUACAAUAGAAAUGUGUCGCAGAAAGACUGUAACUGCUUGCACAUUGUGGAUCCAAUGCCUGUUCCGGGACAUGAUGUGGAAGCUUAUUGUCUGCUCUGUGAAUGCAAAUAUGAGGAACGCAGCAGUAAUACAAUCAAGAUAACCAUAAUAAUCUACUUGUCCGUUGUGGGCGCCCUGCUGUUGUAUAUGCUGUUCCUGUUGCUUGUUGACCCACUUAUCCGCAAGCAUGACCCUUACAUUCAGCCACUGCACAAUGAGGAAGAUGCAGAGGUACAGGACAUUCGGACUCAGGCUGAGGCAGCCCAGGGUCGUGGGAGCACUGUUCUUGAGCGGGUCGAGGGGGCCCAGCAACGCUGGAAGAAGCAGGUCCAGGAACAGCGGAAGACUGUGUUCGACCGUCACAAGAUGCUCAGUUAAGCUGCCAAGGCUGCUGUCAGCCCUGAUCUCCUCUCCCUAGCCCUGAAGUGCUUCUACCAAGCUCAUGCUUUAAACAAAGAUCUGGAUAUUAAGUAGCACUGGUCUUCUUAAGAAACAACACGUCUCCAUUUGUCUAAUAUAUUCAACUACACUGGAUUGUGUAUUAAGUGUCUGAAAUUGAAUUUACACUUAAACUCUCUUGUAGCCUGAUAGGGAAACUACUGCUACUUCAAUCUGGACUCUGGCUUUCAAGAAGUCUGCUUCUGUUGGUAUAGGGUUUUCUGGAGUGAUUGUUCAUAAACGUGAAGCUACACUCGCAUCAUCUCACCUCGCUCAAGCUAAGCAAUUAUGCUGCCUCAUGGAAUCACCAUGCAUUUGGUAUACCGUAAUUUCCGGACUAUAAGCCGCACCUGAAUAUAAGCCGCACCAGCGAAAUUUAGGGAAAAAAACAAAUGUGUACUUAAGCAAGCCGCACUGGACUAUACUGUAAGCUGCAGGUGCUAGACCAUAACCUGUAAUAUCCAUAGGUUGAGAAGCCCCCCUGGCCGUUAAAACACACAGAUUAGCCGCACUGUUGUAUAAGACGCAGGGUUCAAAGCAUGGGAAAAAAGCCGUGGCUUAUAGUCCAGAAAUUACGGUACAUCAUUUGGCAUUAUUUACUAGUUGUAUUAUUAUUUGUCUUUAUCUACCUUGUUUUGCCAUUUAUUUUGCUAUGCUGCUACAAAUGAUGUUCACAUGGAGAAAAGAUAUCAACUUUAGGAUAACUUCUUUGGUCUUAUUCACUUUGGCUUUAUUAUUAUCGACAUACAGUACACAAGCAAAAGGACUGGUUUUCUUUCAAUUGAGUUGCACAUUUUUUCAUAUGAUUAUUGUUUUUUUUAUGUGGUCUCUAUUUCUCGAAAGGGCCAUUAACACCAGGAACGGUAACUAUAACGAUAACUAUAACUAAUGACAAGAGCGUCCACGCUGACCACUGGUAAGGAAAGUCUCUUACUGUAUCUCCGUGUGUUGAUGAAUGUGAUGGCCAAAGUGUAAUGGAUUCUGAUUGGCUGUCAGCUUUCUAUCAUUCUCAAAAUUGAAAUUGGUCUCCAACAAUAUCGUUGUGUCGUCAUGUUAUCAAUAUAGUAUGUGUGGACGCUUUCAUGAGCUAGAACGACACUGUUUUGACGUUAUUGGUAUAGUCAUCAUUUGUGAUGUGAAUGGCCCGUAAGAAUAUACAUCCAGUUUUAUAGAAAUUGGUUAAUGAGAUGUACCAGAUUUUCAAUUGCUAAUAUUUCUUACUAAUUACUCGCUAAGUACUUACUUGCUAAACUUACUACGGUAUUUGUAGAAUAUGUAAGGUACAUUUCUAAGCAGGAAAUGAAUGAUUACAGUUGGCAUGUUACUGAGAAGACAAUGAAUUUUCAAUUAAAUCAGUUUUAGCACAAUGUCAGAAAUAUAAUAUGGGCUGCAUCGCUAGUCUGCACUUUCUCUGAAAGAUUCUUAAAAUCUACCUUCACUGCACCUCUGUUUUGGAGGGUGAUUAACAAAUAAUUUAUGUUCUGUUUCAUUUGUAAUAGUUUUUAAAACUAUUACUUGAAUGUGUUGUGACAACCAUAAAGUAAAUGUGAAAUUGCAGUUGUUUUGCACUGGAUUUUAUGUGAAGUACAUAUAAUUUAUUUGUUUUAUUAUACAUUGUACCUAUAUUUUCAUGCUUGUAUUGUACUUGGGGAGCAUAAAAAUAAUAGUUUAAAUGA
Molecule: messenger RNA, 2460 nt
Organism: Sardina pilchardus (European sardine)
Lineage: Eukaryota; Metazoa; Chordata; Actinopteri; Clupeiformes; Clupeidae
Gene: tmem9
Product: transmembrane protein 9
Exons: 6
Coding region: 149-724 (191 amino acids)
Cellular component (GO): lysosomal membrane
Source: RefSeq, a predicted model, not a curated record